This is a messenger RNA of Elgaria multicarinata webbii, 5784 nucleotides long. It is a transcript of the gene NUP188, whose product is annotated as nucleoporin 188. Gene Ontology annotation, cellular component: nuclear pore inner ring. Gene Ontology annotation, biological process: RNA export from nucleus; protein import into nucleus. The transcript is spliced from 44 exons. The coding region runs from base 23 to 5248 and encodes 1741 amino acids. Gene Ontology annotation, molecular function: structural constituent of nuclear pore. The record is from RefSeq and is a predicted model, not a curated record. Lineage: Eukaryota; Metazoa; Chordata; Lepidosauria; Squamata; Anguidae.
GUCACGUGGGCAGGGACACAAGAUGGCGGCCGGCGGGCUGUGCGUGAGGAGCAGCAGGGAACUCUGGACCAUUGUGAAGGGCAAAUCCGCUUUAAGAGAACCAGAUCAACUUUCAGAAGAGUUGAAUAAACAUUCCCAGAGGCUACUUGAAGGGCUUUCCUACUACAAGCUCCCCAGUGCAAGUUCAGCAGAAAAAGUGAAAGCUGAUAAAAAUGUGGCUGCUCCACUGAAGGAAUUUGGUCUCAGAGUCAGCAAGUUUUUGGGUUUGGAUGAAGAACAAAGUGUUCAGCUGUUACAGUGUUACCUUCAAGAGGAUUAUAGAGGGACCAGAGACUCGUUGAAGAUGGUUCUGCAAGAUGAAAGACAGAGUCAUGCAUUGAUGCUGAAGCUUGCAGACUACUACUAUGAGGAACGGAUUUGUAUUCUUCGCUGCGUCCUCCACUUUCUCACUUAUUUCCAGGAUGAGAGGCACCCUUAUAUGGUCCAGUUUUCACAGUGUCUGGAAAAACUGGAUAAAGAAGUGAUCCUUAAGUACCGGAAACAGUUUGAAGAGUUGUACAAAACAGAAGCACCUACGUGGGAGACCCAUGGAACUCUAAUGACAGAGCGGCAAGUUUCUCGCUGGUUCGCGCAGUGCCUCCGGGAGCAGUCCAUGGUGCUUGAAAUCAUCUUCAUUUACUAUGCCUAUUUUGAGAUGUUACCUGAGGAGCUGCUCGGUUUUGCCAAGGUGUUCAAAGAGCAGGGCUUUGGCUCUAGGCAGACCAACAGACAUCUGGUUGAUGAAAGCAUGGACUACCUCGUAGACCGUAUCGGGCACUUCAGUUCACUAAUUCUAGUGGAAGGCAUGGAAAUCGAGUCUCUGCACGACCGUUUACUGUACGACAGGAAAGAGGAGCAUAAAUUUGGCAGCGGCCAAAUCUUCCAGGAGAUGGAUUGCCUGCUGCUGACUCUAGGGGAUAUCUCCCAUCACGCGCCUGUCCUCUUGGCCUGGGCUGUGCUUCGCCACACGUUGAGCAAAGAAGAGACGACGGCCGCGAUCCUGCGCAUGGGCAGCACGGCCAUCCAGCUGAACGUUUUCCAGUAUCUGACGAAAAUGCUCCGGUCCGUAAGGAGCGAGGGACAGUGUGUUUACAGCACCGCGUGCAUGUGCACCUACGGCCUGAUCUCCAUUGUCCUCACUACGCUGGAGCUGCACACUCUGGGCAAUCAGCAGGAUAUCAUAGACACAGCGUGUGAAGUGCUGACUUCUUCAACCAUUCCUCCGUUGUUCUGGAAGAUGGAACCGACGGCAGGCCUGGCCAUUAUUUUGGACAGCGUCUGUGGGAUGUUCCCCCAUCUCCUCUCUCCUCUUCUGCAGUUACUUACCGCUCUUGUUUCAGACAAGUCUACGGCAAAGAAGGUAUACACCUUCUUGGAUAAGAUGUCGUUCUACAUCGAGCUGUACAAACACAAGCCGGCCGAUGUGAUCUCUCAUGAAGAUGGUACCUUGUGGCGGAGGCAAGCGCCAAAGCUGCUCUAUCCCCUCGGGCUGGGUCAAACAAACCUGAGGAUACCUCAAGGGACUGUGGGUCAGGUGAUGCUGGACGACCGGGCCUAUUUGGUACGCUGGGAGUAUUCGUAUAGCAGCUGGACGCUGUUCACGUGUGAGAUUGAGAUGCUGCUGCAUGUCGUGUCAACCGCUGAUGUGCUCCAGCACUGCCAGCGGGUUAAGCCCAUCAUUGAUCUGGUCCACAAAGUCAUCAGCACCGAUGUGUCGAUAGCCGAUUGCCUUCUGCCGAUCACGUCGCGGAUCUACAUGCUGCUACAAAGGCUAACGACUGUGAUUUCUCCCCCGGUUGAUGUUAUCACUUCCUGUGUGAACUGUUUGACAGUGCUGGCCUCCCGAAUGCCAGCGAAGGUUUGGACUGAUCUUCACCCUACAGGCUUUUUACCGUUUGUGGCAAAUCCAGUUUCUAGCAUGAGUCACAUGAUCAGUGCAGAGGGCAUGAAUGCCGGAGGCUACGGCAAUCUUCUCAUGAGCAUUGAGCAGCCGCAAGGCGAAUACGGGGUGACGGUCUCCUUCCUGAACUUAGUCAUGACGCUGGUCCGGGGACAACUGGGCAGCACCCAAAGCCAAGGCCUGGUGCCGUGCGUUGUGUUUGUCCUGAAGGAGAUGCUGCCGAAUUACCACAAGUGGCGCUACAAGUCCCACGGCGUGAGAGAGCAAAUCGGGUAUCUUAUUGUGCAGCUGAUCCAUGCAAUCUUGAAUCUGUUCCCUGACAUGGAUCCUCACAGCAGCAGUGCCCCCAGCCUGCAGUCCCUUUGCAUCUUCAGCCUGGCUAAUACCGAAGCAGGACAGGCCGUCAUCAACAUCAUGGGCAUUGGCGUGGACACCAUUGACGUGGUGAUGGCCAUGCAGUCCACUAGUGAGGAGCCCCAGAGCCAGUGUGAGAGCCAGGGCCAGCUCCUCAUCCACACAGUGAAACUGGCCUUCUCGGUCAUCAAUAACGUCAUCCGGUUAAAGCCACCAGCCAGCGUCGUGUCUCCUCUGGAGCACGCCCUGACUCAGCACGGCGCCCACAGGAACAACCUCGUCGCUGUCCUGGCCAAGUACAUCUACCACAAGCACGACGCAGCCUUGCCCCGCCUCGCCAUCCAGCUUCUGAAGCGGCUGGCCACGGUUGCUCCCAUGUCUGUCUACGCGUGCCUUGGCAACGACGCUGCCGCCAUCCGAGACGCCUUCCUGACACGGCUGCAGAGCAGAAUCGAGGACAUGCGCGUCAAAGUCAUGAUCCUGGAGUUCCUCACCGUGGCUGUCGAAACGCAGCCCGGCCUCAUCGAGUUGUUUCUCAACCUUGAAGUGAAAGACGGGAGUGAUGGGUCAAAGGAAUUCAGCUUAGGCGAGUGGAGCUGCCUUCACGUCAUCUUAGAUCUGAUAGACGCCAGGCAGCCCGAGCGCUACUGGUGCCCGCCGCUCUUGCAACGCGCCGCCAUCGCCUUCCUCCAUGCCCUGUGGCAGGAUCGCCGCGACAGCGCCAUGCUCGUCCUCCGGAACAAGCCAAACUUUUGGGGAAAUGUAACCAGCGCGCUCUUCGGAACACUUCCUCCGCCUUACGAAACGUCCGAGCUCAGUGUCUUAGACACCUGUGCCUUGAUCAUGAAGAUCAUUUGCCUGGAGAUCUACUAUGUGGUCAAGGGUUCUCUGGACCAGUCGCUCAAGGACAUGCUGAAGAGGUUUUCCGCCGAGAAGCGCUUUGCGUACUGGUCAGGCUACGUGAAGUCCCUGGCGUUCCACGUGGCAGAGACCGAGGGCAGCGGCUGCACCUCCAUGAUGGAGUACCAGAUGCUGAUUUCUGCCUGGCGGAUGAUACUCAUUGUUUCUUCCAGACACGCUGACAUCAUGCUCUUGACCGACUCGGUGGUCCAGCAACUGUUCCUGGACGUCUUGAGUGGGACUGAGGCCUUGAUGCUGGUCUCCACGUCCGUGCGCUGCUUGCAGUUAGGAUCCAUGCUGUGUACUCUUAUGUUAAUCCUGCUGAGACAGUGGAAGAGCGAGUUGGGCUCUGUAGAUAAAAUCAUAAAUUCCUUGACGCAGAUCCUGGAUGGGGUGCUACAGGCCGAUCAACGGGUGAUGGAGAAGCCCAAAGUCAAAGUGUUCUCUGCGCUCAUCAUGGUCCUGCAGACGAAAGAGGUGGAAGUGAGUGAGAUUCCUCAGUAUUCCCAGCUGGUACUGAGUGUGUGUGAGACGCUCCAAGAGGAAUUCAUCGCCCUCUUUGACCAGACGCGGCACUGCCUGACCGUGGGAGACUCCGUGGAGGACAAAGACAGCAUGGAGACGGACGACGCCUCCCGAUACAAGCAGAAGGACCAGCGAGAUGGGGUGUGCGUGCUGGGACUUCACCUGGCCAAGGAGCUCUGCGAAGUGGACGUCGAUGGCGAUUACUGGCUGCAAGUCACCCGCAAGAUCCCGAUCCUGCCCACGCUCUUCACCGCCCUGGAGAUCAGCUUGCGGGUCAAGCAGAACCUCCACUUCACGGAAGCCUCGCUGCAUCUCCUCCUGACUUUGGCCAAGACUCAGCAGGGGGCGGCGGCCAUUGCUGGAGCUGGCAUCAUGCCAAGCAUCUGUUUGCCCCUCUUGAGCGUGUACCAGUUGAGCAGUAACGGAGCCGGUCAGGUGCCGGCAUCAUCCCGGAAAUCUCUGGACGGCCCCUCGUGGCCCGGAGUCUACCGCCUUUCCAUAUCGCUGAUGGAGCGCCUCCUGAAGACCCUCCGGUACAACUUCCUAACCGAUGCGUUGGACUUUGUGGGUGUCCAUCAAGAGAGGAUCCUCCAGUGCCUGAAUGCGGUCCGGACAGUCCAGAGCCUGGCCUGCCUUGAAGAAGCUGAUCAUACUGUAGGGUUCAUUCUUCAGCUUUCUAACUUCGUGAAGGAAUGGCACUUCCACCUACCUCAGCUCCUGAGAGACGUGCAGGUGAGCCUCUGUUACCUGUGCCAGGCCUGCACCUCGCUGCUGCACAGCCGCAAAAUGCUUCAGCACUAUUUACAGGCCAAGAACGGAGAGUCCCUUCCGUCGGCGGUCGUGCCUCGCGUCCAGAGGCCUCCGCCGGCCUCCGCCAAGCCCCCGAGCCCCGAGACGGAAGCGGCGGAGCAGAAGGCGCUGCGUGCGGUGCAGUACGGCCUCUUGAAAAUCCUCAGCAAAUCCCUCGCCGCCUUGCGCCACUUCACUCCGGAUAUCUGCCAAAUCCUCCUCGACCAGUCGCUGGACCUCGCCGAGUACCACAUGCUUUUCAUGCUGAGCUUCGCGACUCCGGCCUUUGAUUCGGACGUGGCGCCCUCCUUCGGGACCCUCCUGGCCACCGUCAACGUGGCCCUCAGCAUGCUUGGGGAGCUGGAUAAGAAGAAGGAGCCUCUCACUCUGGCGGCAGGACUGGGCACCCAGCAGGAGGGGAAUAAAACCCUCAAGUCUCUCCUUAUGUUUACGAUGGAGAACUGUUUCUACCUGCUCAUCUCUCAGGCCCUCCGGUAUUUAAAGGACCCGGCUGUGCAACCGCGAGACAAGCAGAGAAUGAAACAGGAGCUCAGCUCUGAACUGAGCACCCUCCUCUCCAGCCUGUCUCGCUACUUCCGCCGCGGCGGCCCUUCCUCUCCUGCUAGUGGCGGUGGUGUCCUGCCCUCUCCGCAGGGAAAACCCUCCUCCAAGCUGGGGCCCGAGGGGCAGGAGCCCCUGUUCCAACUGGUCCAGGCCUUUGUCCGACACGUGCAGAGAUAAAAGCCUCCUCGCGCCCGUUUCAGGAUCCACCGCCGUUUUCGUCGGAUUCUGGCUGGGCCCCGGUUCCCUGCCCCCAGGAAGGAGGAGAAGCAGCAGCAGCUUUGACACCGGUGCCUGAAGAGUACCAUCCCUAAAAGAUGUGGAAUGGUUCAAAAACAAUGCCUUGUUCAGAACACAAGUAGUUCCGUGUGUUACGAGUAAAUUGGGGUUUUGCCUUAGCGAACCAAUUCCGUACUUUUUCUUGCUCAUCUGCGGCCGGGGAGGGAUGUUUUGCAGGGAUCCUUUCCCCUGGAGUGGGCAUCAACUUGUUGGGUGAAAGAGGCAGCCUUUCUGGUGAAGCCAAAAGACUUGUGCUUUUUUAGUUCUACCAACUGGACUGGCCGCUGCUGCUGGGGUGGCAGAGUGCCGGCGAGGCGUUUUUACGGGGCCCUCCUCUUUCCAGACAAGUUUUAAAGUCAAGAAAUCCAUUCCUCCGGUCUCACUUUUUGUACCGCUCGUUCCCUAUUUAUACCGAUUAAAAACGUUUCUAAGCAAUA